Messenger RNA from Pestalotiopsis fici W106-1, 1005 nucleotides. RefSeq lists its product as uncharacterized. Bases 1 to 1005 code for a protein of 334 amino acids. The record is from RefSeq and is a predicted model, not a curated record. Gene Ontology annotation, cellular component: cytosol. Lineage: Eukaryota; Fungi; Ascomycota; Sordariomycetes; Amphisphaeriales; Sporocadaceae. The transcript is spliced from 2 exons.
AUGAGCGCGCCAAAGAUCUUUUUCGGGGCCGGUCUCUUCAACAAGAAUCACGGCUACAACUCUGCCGAUGACAUCAAGCCAUGGCUGGAACCACUCUUGGAGAGCAAGGACAUAAUCAGCGGAAUCGACAGCGCCGUUGCCUAUCAAGAAUGCGAGGAGUGGCUUGGUCAGAUCAAGUUGGGAUCGCAAUACGGCUUCUCCAUUGACACUAAACUCUCUGGUGGUGGUCAUCCUGCCCUGGUCGCAACCAAGGAGAAUGUCAUUGCUCAGGCCAAAGAGAGCUUGAGCAAGAUUGGAAUUGAGCAGUUUGGAAUUCUUUACUUGCAUGCCCCGGACGCACGUGUCCCUGUCGAAGAGAUGCUCUCUGGGUUUGAUGCGCUUUACAAGGAGGGCGUUUUCAAGCACUUUGGACUCGCCAACCACAGCGCUGCGCAGAUCGAGGAAAUCGUAAAGGCUUGCAAAGCAAACAACUUUGUACUCCCAUCGUUCUUUCAAGGCAGCUAUAACCCCAUUGCCCGCUUGCCUGAAGAUGAAUUACUCCCCGUUCUGCGGAAACACAACAUCACUUUUGUAGCCUACAGCCCCAUGGCCGGCAGCUUCCUUGCAAAGCCCGCGCAAUCAUUCCGCGAUGAUCCGGAAUCCUUCCAGGGACGCUGGAAUAAAGAGAGUUUCCUCGGCAAGAUCCACCACUUUCUCUACAGCAGGCCUCUGACUCUGCAAACCCUGGAUAAGUGGCACGAGAUUGCCGAGGCCGAGGGCAUCUCGGGCGCAGAAAUGGCCUACCGCUGGGUGGCCUACCACUCUGCUCUCACCAAGGACGACGGCAUGGUCAUUGGGGCAACGACAAUAGAGCAGUGGAAGAGCAACCUUGAGGGGAUACAAAAAGGCCCUCUCAGCCCUCACGCGGCGGCCAAGAUUGAUGCUCUGUGGACCCCUGAACUGAAAGCUGGUAGCUUCCUGGACCACUUUCAGACAAUCCAAGCGCUGACAAUUUCUCCCAUGUAA